UGUUUCAAGCAAAAGGCCUCCUGGUCGUGUCUUUCUUUGAUAUUUCGCACGCUAAGACCACGACUGUAACUACAUAUUAUCAUACAAAAUCAACGACCUUACUUUCUUUAUUCUCUUCACCCUUAAUUAGCUGCCCUCUGUCACUUUUCAGGUCUGGGUUUCUGUCUACUUCUUUGUUUCUGUUCGAUUCUUUUGAGGUUUUUAAACGCUUUUGCUUUUUGGGCUUGUUUCAUUUCUUGAUUUUGUGAACUGGGUCGUUUGGAAUUCAUUUCAUCUGUUGUGGAUUCCUUUGAGGGUUUUGAGGUGGUUGAAUUUUUCUCCUACACUUGUGGCAACUUCAGUUUUUUUAUUACUUUGUCAGCUAAAAGUGCACUUGAUCUUAGAGUUUAUAGCUUUGGUUGAACUUUUCAGGUGUCGCUAGAUGAUGGAAUUAGCUCUUUGUUAAUUAGUUAAGUUGGAGAUAAUAGAGAAUCAAUUUGAGCUUCUUUUGAGUCUGUUGAAUAUGGAUGCCUGUUGAGACCAAUCAACACCUUUGAAUUAAGCUUAUUAGUGUUUACAUUGUUGUAUUGAUUACGGAGAACAUUCAUUGAAGGAGAAACGACUAGCCGAUUGUGUCAAUUCACUGAGAAUGGCUGCUUUACUGUUUUGUUUACUGUUGUUUGUGCAAAUAUCGAGAUUCUUUGCCUCUGGUCUUGAGGUGAAGUCAAAGAUUUGUGGCUCGGAUCACCUAGCGUAUUCUAAUCCGUUUGGUCAUGAAUUGUUUUAUUUGAAUGGUAAUCUAGUAGAUAAAGUAUUGUUCUGUAAGGCCCUGCAGUUGCACUAUGCAAAUCAUUGUUUGUUUGAAGGUUAUACUGGAACGGAUUACUGUGGUUUGGACCUUUCAUCAGCUGAUGUGUCCAUGGGAAGAAGGAAAUUAUUGCAAGAACCAAAGAAAAAAGAUGAACCUGAUCAUGAUCCAGAAGCGAAGAGACAUUCGGCCUCAACCAAAGUUGGGAUAGUAGUAUCUGGAAUUUUUUUGACAUGUUGUGUUUUUAUCUGCCCUUGUGUUUAUAGGAAAAAGAGAGGAACUGCCCCCACUGUUCUUAAAAAGGAUCCAAAUUCAAGUGAUUCAACAUCCCCUUUCGACAUGAAUGUUCAUGCUCCUCCUGAAAAGGUUCCUCCGAGUCCUUCAGUAUUCUCAAUUUCUCCAAACGUCAAUAGAACCGGGACAGUGCAUCUCACUAUGGAACAGUUGACCAGAGCUACCCAUAACUUCUCACCAGCAUUACAAAUAGAUGAAGGGGAUUUUGGAACUGUCUACAAGGCUCAACUUGAUUCCGGCCAGAUGGUUGCCAUUAAGCGAGCAAAGAAGGAACAAUUCGAGAAUCUGCAAACGGAGUUCAGCAAUGAAGUUGAACUUCUAGCCAAGAUUGAUCAUAGGAACCUUGUGAGGCUUCUUGGUUAUGUCGAUAAAGGAAAUGAACGGCUUAUCAUUACAGAAUAUGUACCGAAUGGUACUCUAAGAGAUCAUUUAGAUGGUCACCGUGGCAAAAUCCUGGAUUUCAAUCAGCGCCUUGAAAUUGCCAUUGAUGUUGCUCAUGGCCUUACUUAUCUACAUCAUUAUGCAGAGAAGCAAAUUAUUCAUCGAGAUGUGAAGUCGUCCAACAUUCUACUGACGGAAAGCAUGAGAGCUAAAGUGGCCGAUUUUGGAUUUGCUAGACUUGGUCCUAUGGACUCAGAUCAAACACAUAUUUCAACCAAAGUGAAAGGAACAGUUGGUUACCUUGAUCCCGAGUACAUGAAAACCUAUCAACUCAACACAAAGAGUGAUGUGUACUCGUUUGGGAUUUUACUUAUCGAAAUUCUGACUGGCCGACGUCCUGUGGAUCUAAGGAGACCAGUGGAAGAGCGUGUGACACUUAGAUGGGCAUUCCUUAAGUUUAAUGAAGGACAUGCAGUGGAAUUAGCGGAUCGAAUGAUGGAAGAAGUUGUGGAUGAAGAUAUACUAGUGAAGAUGUUUGCAUUGGCGUUUCAAUGUGCAGCGCCUGUAAGAAACGAUCGACCCGAGAUGAAAUCCGUUGGAGAAGAGUUAUGGGUAAUACGAGCUGACUACCUCAAGAGUCUGAGGCGAGGUUAGCACAAAAAGGUGUAAGAAUAGUCUCCUCUCCCCAUGUUUGUUAUGUUAGCAGUAUUGUAUAAGUCUUGGACAGUAUAGUCUUUAGAAAACAAGCAGUAGAUGCUGUUUACAAUUUAGCUGUAAAAAGGCUCGUAUAUAAGCGAAACUUAAUUACUGUAGAUGACAAGCUAUGAAUUACGCUUAUUGAAAUGAAAUAUACAGAUCCCUGCUCUUCAAUGUA
Hibiscus syriacus is the source of this 2336-nucleotide messenger RNA. RefSeq names its product calmodulin-binding receptor-like cytoplasmic kinase 3. The record is from RefSeq and is a predicted model, not a curated record. Lineage: Eukaryota; Viridiplantae; Streptophyta; Magnoliopsida; Malvales; Malvaceae. The transcript has 8 exons. The coding region runs from base 629 to 2116 and encodes 495 amino acids. Gene Ontology annotation, biological process: protein phosphorylation. Gene Ontology annotation, molecular function: protein kinase activity; ATP binding.